Aspergillus homomorphus CBS 101889 is the source of this 1943-nucleotide messenger RNA. RefSeq names its product putative amino acid permease family protein. The transcript has 2 exons. Lineage: Eukaryota; Fungi; Ascomycota; Eurotiomycetes; Eurotiales; Aspergillaceae. The record is from RefSeq and is a predicted model, not a curated record. Gene Ontology annotation, biological process: amino acid transport; transmembrane transport. Gene Ontology annotation, molecular function: transmembrane transporter activity. Gene Ontology annotation, cellular component: membrane. Bases 333 to 1943 code for a protein of 536 amino acids.
GUCCACUCACAAAGAUCCCCGGUCACGACCAAUUACUCAAUUCAUUGAUUAUCUUCCCCAAAACUCGGUCUAUCGAUAACCUUCCCCCUCUUCCCUGCCCAUCUUGUUGUGCUGCCUGGCCUAGGAUGUUCGCUUCGUGAGGGGAAAGAGACCGAGGACUGCCACUUCAUCUUUCAUAUAUAUCAACUACCCCUCAAAGGCAUCCCACAAAAAGUGAUCCCCAAUCAGCAGAAAAUGGACAGUUGGGUGAACUGCCUAUCUCUCGAAUUCAUUGCUCUCUCUGUCGGUUGAAUUUCACCCAUUGAGGUCAUUUGUCCUUCUAUUCCCUCCGUAUGGACGUGGAAAACCCCGACACAAUCAAACCGUUCCACUCGGGCGACCAAAGUGCCCAAGAUGCGCACGACCUGGCGGCCAUGGGCCAUGAUCAGGCCCUCUCGCGUAAAUUCGAUAUCUGGAGCAUGCUGUCGCUUGCCUUUUGUGUUCUAGGCACCUAUUCCACAUUUGCUCAGGAUCUCGAUAGCGGCCUCACCAAUGGAGGCCCAAUCGCUAUUCUAUGGGGGCUGGUCCUGGUCACCGGAUGUAAUUUGUGCGUGGCCGUCUCCCUCGGGGAGCUGACCAGCAGUAUGCCCACUGCUCUGGGCCAGGCCUACUGGGUCUUUCGACUCUGCGAGAACCCUCUGGGUCGCUUUACCUCGUACAUGUGUGCGUGGAUCAAUACCUUUGGCUGGUGGACCUUGACGGCCUCCCAGUUCGCCUUCAUGACCGAGUUCCUGCUAGGAAUGAAGGUCUUGUUUGACAACUCGUGGAGCGGUGCCGGCAUGGGAUGGCUGAGAUUCGUCGUCUACAUCGGGUGUGUCCUAGCGCUGACAGUGGUCAACCUCAUCGGUUGUCGCAAGGAGAAAUUCCUCCCAUGGCUGAACAACUUUGUUGGAGUCUGGUUCAUGGCCCUGUUUGUUGUGCUGUCCCUGGCCUUGCUCAUCUCCGUCGGCGUGAAGAAAGACCUCUCCUUCCAGCCAGCCUCUUUCGUCUUCGGCAACUGGAUGAACGAAACCGGCUGGGACGACGGAAUCGUGUGGUUCAUGGGUCUUGUCCAGGCCGCCUAUGGUCUGACCGCCUUUGACGCGGUGAUCCACAUGGUGGAAGAGAUUCCCGCGCCGCGGCGCAACGCCCCGAGAGUGAUCUGGCUCUCCGUGCUCAUGGGCGCGAUCACCGGCUUCAUCUUCAUGGUUGUCUGCCUGUUCUCCAUCCAGGACAUCGACCGUGUCAUCAACUCUGCGACCGGCUUGCCCUUCAUGGAGCUGAUGCUGGAAACCAUCGGGCUCAAAGGCGGCGCCACGUUGCUGGCACUGUUCAUCUUCAACGGCCUCGGGCAGGGCAUCAGCAUUCUCACGACGGCCUCGCGGCUGACGUGGGGCUUCGCGCGCGACGGCGGCCUCCCGUGGAGCGGGUACCUUAUGCACGUCGACCCGGUGUGGAAGGUCCCAGCGCGGGCGCUGUGGUUCCAAGGCUUCCUUAUCGCGCUGGUGGGGGUGCUGUACCUGUUCGCCGACACGGUCUUGCAGGCCAUUCUGAGCGUCAGCACGAUCGCCCUGACCAUCUCGUACGGCCUCCCCAUCGCCGCGCUGCUGAUCGUCGGGCGCGACAAGCUCCCGCCCGGCGAAUUCCACCUCGGCCGCUGGGGCGCCCCCAUCAACUACAUCAGCGUCAUCUACUGCAUUGUCACGACCAUUUUUUUCUUAUUUCCCGGCGCCCCUAACCCGUCCGCCAGCGACAUGAACUGGGCCAUCGCCGUGUUCGGCGUGAUGCUCAUCGUGGCCGUCGGGUUCUGGUUUUUGAAGGGCAAGCGUACAUACUUGAAGACGGAGGACGCGAUCGCGACGAUGAUCCAGGCGCAGCGUCUGGAGACCGAGACGGGCGAUCAGGGGUCUGAUAAGAAGAUUUGA